This is a messenger RNA of Parus major (Great Tit), 10100 nucleotides long. It is a transcript of the gene KLHL24, whose product is annotated as kelch like family member 24. The record is from RefSeq and is a predicted model, not a curated record. The transcript is spliced from 6 exons. Bases 3241 to 4311 code for a protein of 356 amino acids. Gene Ontology annotation, molecular function: protein binding. NCBI's taxonomy places the organism in Eukaryota, Metazoa, Chordata, Aves, Passeriformes, Paridae.
CUGGAGAGGAAUCUCCUACAGAUUAUUUUACUUUGCUAAAUUCUGGAGAUGCUGCAUUUAUGCUUCUGUACUUCCCCACAUGCAUGUGUCGUGAGAAUGUGCAUAAAUGAGUCUUUUGCACAGAGCACUUCUUGCUCUAAAAAAAGGUAAGUGAAGCUGUAUUACCGUGCAAGUAAAAUAGUUUCUUAAGGUUAAUGUUUGCUAGGGGAGAUCUUAAGGUGCUUCAUAUAAUAGCAGUGUCUUGAAGAGAGCUCACUUGUGCUGUGGCAGGUGAACCAGCUUUCUUUUGGUAACAAAGUCAUGUAAAUGUACAGCACACCACAAAGUAUGUGGAUGGGGUAUUAUGUAUUCAGAGCAUUUCCUUGCUGCAUCACAAAUAUUUUACAGAUGGAGUAGCACAUGUAUUUGUAAUAGACAGGAGAACAACAGGUUCUCAACUGUAAAGGAACCAAAUAUUGUAUUUUUAAGGAAUUAUGAAACAAUUCCUGAAGUAUUUCAUGCUCAUUCGGUGACAUUUUAAUAAUUCAGAAUUGCUGCUGCUUAAUAAUGUGUUACACAAAUAGGUGACUGAGCUUGCAAGAAGAAAUGAGGAAGAAUCCAUUAGUGGUAUUUAUGAGCAAUGGCUAUUAUGAUUCUUCUUUUCCUUAAAAAUAUUUUCCCAGCCUCCUGUCACCAAUAGUAGAGACGAUAGUUUAUAGUUAACUGCAGGUGAUUUGAGCAGUUUUUUUCUAAAAUAUGUUCCAUUAGGGUGAUGCAGUGAUGGUCUAGACAAACAGAUUGUGUUAGGAGUUACUCCUCUUUGUUUACUCUUACUCGUAUGUGGUUGCUCGACAGUGACUAUGCAAGGAACCUUUAUUUUUUCGGCGGGUAUUAAAGGCUUGCCUAAGGGGGAAAAAACCUCUUGGCAGUGUUUGUCUUGUUAGUGGCUUUCCAGUCUUCAGUCCUGCCUUGAGAGAAGAAACUCAAAGUCCCUGCAGCCCUGCUCCCACCCAGGCUUUCUGAGCUGUGUGCUGCACUGGAGGGUCUUUGCAAGUGUUUGGGAAUUGCUGCAGUGGUUGUUUCUGGGCCAGAGGGAGGGACCACGGGAAUUCAGACAGUUGGAGGGGGCUGCAGGCUGUAGUGCUUGGUUUGGUGUUUGUUCUGCUUUUCUUACUCAAUUGCCUGAGGAAGGCAAAUACACUCACAGGUUCUGUCACUGUUUGGGAGGUAUGUGCUUGAAAUCCUGAACAUCCCUGGAGUGGGGCUCCAGUUUCCAAUGAAGUGCCUUGCCUAAUACAGGUGAUUUCUGAAGCCGAGGGGUUUGUUGGUUUUACUGCUGUUUUUUAAACUGCAGUGGGAGAUUGAGUAGGUAGGAGCAAGAGAAGUCAUUUACAAAGAGAAAAACUGGCUGGUAUCCCAGCAGGAAUUUUUUCCCCUUUUCUAUAUUACAUUCAUGGAAUAGUUCUUUGUCAUUUGUUUCUGUUGUCUGUUUCUGUUGCCUAUAGCAAAAAGAGAUCGUGUUUUAAAACAGUUAAAAAGGGGAAGGUUCCCCUUCCCCCAUGUUUUAAUCCCACCUUCUCUGGGCAUUUUGGGGGACUUUGGGGAGGAGAGGGCAAUGGAGAGCUCUUUUCCUUUUCUCCUGCCUUCCUCCAGUGUCUUUUCUAUAUAAACUGUUUCUAAAAGGAGACAGGAUACAGGAUAAAAAAUUCCCACACCAGUGCUUUUACUGAAACUUUGGGAUAUAAACUGUGAUCAGUUGUAUGGAUAUGGAUGCACCUGUGGGUGAAAUAGGUUCUACUUGUUUUUUCAAAUAACAUUGCAAUUCAGGUUGUUGGGUUUUUUUUCCUUUUUGAAGCUAGUGAAGAGUUACCUGUAGUAAAUAAAAGUUUAAAGUGUGGCAUAACUGUUCUCUUUGCCACUAAGGCAUCCUUGACAAAUGCAGGUCUUUCUGAGAGCCUUGCAGUUAUGGACUUGCAAGGACACAGUGACAUCUUGAGGCUGUCCCUCCUGCUCCUUAUAAGCCUGGCCUGUCCCUCCUGGUUGUGUUGCACACCAAAUCUCCAAGCUGAGACCAAGCAGUGAGCAGUAAAUCACUUCCACACCCAAAACUGCAGGGGCUCUUCCUGCUUUAUCUUCAGACUUUCAUCAAAGCUGCUGUUAAGCUGUGUGAUAACAAUACCUGAGUGUGCUCUUUAACCAGAAAUUAGGAUGUUUAUACAUUUUAACAUGUCCUUUUCACUUGCCUUUGGAAAGCCUUAAAGUAGUCCCUUAUUUUUCCCGCUUGGAGAUGGGUUUCUACUUCACAUUUUGUCUGCUACCUCAUUUACUACCCAAAAGUUAUUUAACAGUGAGGGAGAAAAAAGUAGUGAUUUACCAGAAUUUCUGUAGUUUGUUGAAUUUCUGUAAUUUGUUUUCUGAACUUGCCAUGUUUUUGAAUGUGAUCUGUUUGAAUUACCACAAGUUCUUCUGUCCUGCUCGUGCUGUGCUGGUCAAGGGGUGUGUGUGGAGCACAGGACCCCUGGAAAGCCUGCUCUUGGGAAUGCAUGGAAUUGUGUGACACUGUUGAUUGACUUCCACUCCCUUUUUUCUAUUUAAUGCACCUGUUCUUGGUAGGAUAGUAUCUCCUAGAAUCUUUACAGCCUGUUUUAACACCUGUCUUAGUUUGCUCAUACUGUUUCUUCUGAGGGCUACAUGAAGGGCUUCCUGUAUCACUGGUUGAGGUCACCGCUUUUCCUACCCUUUGUUUAAAUAUAUCCUUAGUUCUUUUUUAGAAUUAGCCUUUGCCUGGAUGUUCUUUUUGUGUAUUCCUACCACAUUUUACUUUUUUUAAAAAUGGGUGUGUGCUCUGUCAUUUGAAAAAAAAAUAAAAUAUGGAGCUAACCAUAAAACCUGCACAGUGCAAGACUCAUUCAAAAAACUAUAAUGGAGAAAAUUUUUCUGAUCUGAAGAAAGAAUAUGGUCAUAUAGGUACUAAAAUGCUGGGAAAAAUGUUUGCUUUCUUUGGAUUUGAAACACUCUGUUAAAUGAAUAUUUUCUUGAAAAACUCCAUUACAGCAAUUCAUAAAGAGCUCUCUCUGAGCAAAGUUUUCUAGUUCAUUUAGUUUUAAACCAAAGAUUGAGAAUCUGUCACAGUCAUCUUGUCAGUGGGUGAAUGGAGGGCUUAAUUCUAAUUUAGAAAGUAAUGCACAGGCAAACCUGUUUGUAAACAGUUAGCUGCUAUCUUUGGGCUUGCUUCUAAGGCAAAUUGAGUGUCUUGCUUUUAUGGAAGUUCUUUUCCUGAGUAAGGCUUUGUUGGCACAAGAACUUCCCCUCUCUUACCCUUUGAGAGAUUCUUUUCAGAGCUGUUCCUCAAAAAAGCAAAAUCCAGUAAACAAUAAAUACAUAGAAACCAGGAAGGAGCAUGACUUCAAAGCUGAGCAGCUGACAAGAGUUUCUUCUGCUGGGUUCAGAUCAACAGGUUAUUCUGAGGUGAUAGUUGUUGUUGGAGGCUGUGAACGAGUUGGAGGGUUUAAUUUGCCAUACACGGAGUGCUAUGAUCCUGUGACAGGAGAGUGGAAGUCACUGGCUAAACUUCCAGAGUUUACCAAGUCUGAGUAUGCGGUGUGUGCUCUGCGGAAUGAUAUUCUUGUUUCAGGUGGAAGAAUCAAUAGCCGGGAUGUCUGGAUUUAUAACUCUCAACUUAACAUUUGGAUCAGAGUUGCCUCCUUAAAUAAAGGCAGAUGGAGACAUAAAAUGGCUGUUCUUCUGGGUAAAGUGUACGUGGUGGGAGGAUACGAUGGGCAGAACCGCCUGAGCAGCGUGGAGUGCUACGACUCCUUCUCCAAUCGCUGGACUGAGGUGGCUCCCCUGAAGGAGGCUGUGAGCUCCCCAGCUGUCACCAGCUGUGUUGGCAAACUCUUUGUCAUCGGGGGUGGCCCUGAUGACAACACCUGUUCUGACAAGGUUCAGUCAUAUGAUCCUGAUACCAAUUCCUGGUUGCUCCGUGCCACCAUCCCCAUUGCCAAGAGAUGCAUCACGGCCGUGUCCCUGAACAACCUGAUCUACGUUGCUGGUGGGCUCACCAAAGCCAUUUACUGCUAUGACCCCAUUGAGGACUACUGGAUGCAUGUACAGAACACAUUCAGCAGACAGGAGAAUUGUGGCAUGUCUGUGUGUAAUGGAAAAAUCUAUAUCCUUGGUGGAAGACGGGAAAAUGGUGAAGCCACAGACACUAUUCUUUGUUAUGACCCUGCAACGGGCAUUAUCACAGGAGUAGCAGCCAUGCCCAGGCCAGUAUCGUAUCAUGGCUGUGUGACCAUUCAUAGAUAUAAUGAAAAAGGCUUUAAACUGUAAUUUAUAUCAUUUUUCCUUGAAAAAAGAAGAAUGAAUCCAGAGGUCUGCUGCAAGACAGGCUUUUUAAAGAUUCCUGAAGUGGGAAUUCCCUGCCUAAGUGUCGUAUGAAAAUUAUAUCCUGUGCCUUUAGAAAAAGGGUUAAUUUAACUUACCAAACAAGUCUACAAACCUAUCCAGAGUUCAGUUAUAUCUGCUGUGGGCUCUGAUAUAAGAGCAGGAUGUUGUACAGUGGUCGGAAAGUUUGCCUGAUGUGUGAUUAGUAAUUAAAAUCUUGAAAGCUUUUUGGGGGAAGUGCCUUCAGCAUUUGUGCCUAUGUCUUUAAAAGCAAUAUCUUCAAGGUGUUUCUGGUUCUGCUAAUGGGAAAAAUAAAGGCAAGUAAAUCCCAAAGAAUCGUCUAGGAUAACUAUCUGCAAUUGAAAAAGCUCAGUUAUAAUUCAUAUGCAUCAUUCUUACAAGCAGAUUGCUUCUACUACCAACUAGAAAUUUGUCAGAUCAUGCAUGGGUUGGAAUUUAAAAAACAAAACAAACAAAACCACAAAAAAACAAACCAAAACACCAACAAACAAGCUACAUUGGACAAAAUGAGAAUCUUUGAGGAAUGCUUCCUUCUGAAGGAGAAACUGGUUGUUUGGUGAGCUAUUACAACACACUGCAGUGAUGACUGUGUAACUUAACCCUGUGGAACUUAUUCAUAGUGUUGAUAAAUGUCCAGCAAAGAUGUACAAGGCUACAUGACACGGAAAACCAGUGGGUUCAGUGGCAUCACAGUGGCAUCUGUGAGGCAAAGUUUGAAUCAGUUUUUACCUUUUUGAAUAGUGUGGGUGAAGGCUGAAAGUUACUGGGUUCACUCUUUGCUCACCGCAAUGUCUAAACUAUUUAAGAAAUAAAAGGAUGUUGAACCCUGGAUUCUCCCAGUUUUCUGAAUCACAUUAUAAAUUACCUGGUGAUAGAGGUGGGGACUUGAGUUUGUGCCCUACAUCUUAUAAAUUGGUCUUCUGGAUAUCUCAUCUGCAGAGAUGGCAGAGAAUCCAGCAAGUAGCUCUUGGCCUUUCUUCAGACAAUCACUUACUGUAGCACAGUUAAACUAUUGUAUAAGCUGCUUGGUCACAGAUAAAGAAGUUCUGGAAAGGUCCCUCCUUUCACCAGAAAAAUAUCUGUGGACCUGUCCAUGUAGCCAUAUGUUUUAGAUAAUUUUGAAGCCUAGGAAGCACCUGUAUUUUGAUUCACCCCUGUUAUUGGGUUGGAGUUUUUUUCAGUAAAGGUAUUUUUUUAAGUCCUCCCUAGAUUUCUGUCCUAGGACUCCUUAUUUCCAGUACAUAGUUGUACAGUUGAGGCACAAAGUUCAUAAAAUCUGAAAUAGCACUUGGGAGUUGGAAAAUGAAUAGGAUUGUCUGAGUACCAAUUUCCUGUAAAUCACCAAAAACCUCAGGAACUGCCUUUCAAAGGAAUUCUGAGGACAGCAGCCAGUAGGGAAGUUGGUCAGUGCCAGGGCAGAAAAACUCCAUAAAACCCCUUGCAGACCCAGCCCUGGCCUUGGGGCUCUGGUCUCCAUGCCUGCUCAGGAGAGUGAAAACAUGCACCAUCUCUGGAACGUUGUUUGUUCCACUGAACUUUCCUCAUCUGUUUUCCCAGAGUAUUUCUUCAUGAGAUGGAAAUUCUGACCCUCAGUGAAGCUGUGCCAAACUGGGAGUCACCAUUUUCAGUAACAUGGUCAUGAGUUUUAAAGAGCACUGGGAGCUGCACUUUGGGAUGCAUUAACUUGUAACCUCAGGAAAGGACACAAAUUUCAGUUUCUGGCUGAAUACCAAACACUGCUUUGGAUAGGGUGGGAAUACUGAUUAAAUAUAAAUAGUUGGAUAUCAGUGAUUGAUCAGGAGGUCAGUCCCUGAGCAUGUACAUUCACAUUGCCCUAAAAAGAAAAUCCCUUGGUAACGUAAGACAAAUGGAUCAGAUAAAUUAAUCCUUUUCUAAAUUUCAUCUGUUUCUGCUCACCAGGUUUUACUUUGAAAUGGCAAUUUCAGUACCUGUGAAUAAGUUCUGUUGGUUGCAAUGGUAAUUGCCCUGUAACUGAUUUUAUGUACUAACAGUGUAUAUAGCUUGUGCCAUCAUUGUAAAUGAAAAUGUCAAAGACUAUAGGAGCACUUCAUCAGAGAUGCAAUUUGAAAAAUAUCCUCCUUUUUCUUUGAUUUCCUCUUGUUUGUAUUCAGACUUGUAACGUUGUCAUGCUAUGCUGUUUUUAAACAGUGCUUAUUCUGUAGGUGUAGAACAGUAACAUUUAAUCUGUGUUUAUAAUACUGCACUACUCUGUAAAUAAGAUACUGCUUUCCAUGGUUUUGAAGAUUCAUUUUACAGUUUAGUUGUCUUUUCUUAACAAUCUAUGUACUGCUACUGUUACCUAUUUUUGAAAAUGACAGUGUUUAAUGAACCAGUAAAUGCAGAAAUGUAGAUGCAGGAAACUUCUGCUUACAGUUCUUGAGAACCUGUAUCAAAACUGAACAGUUAGAGGUGUGGAGCACUGCUAAAUUGCAGUUACUUAUGCAAUAAUUUCUUUAAAACAGGCAGUGAGUUUUUCUUCUUUCUUGUUUACUCUGUAAAUAAUUUGCACUUAUGGCCUGCUCUGUUACAACAGUUAUUUUUAGAUGUACUAGAAAAGAAGAAUUUGACCUUGAUUUAAUGAAAAUGUAUAAUUUUUCUAGAAGGAUGCAUUAAUUUGGAAGUCGCAUUCCUGAGCCACUUGUUCUCCAGUGCAUUUCACUUACAUGUAGAUGGGUUCAAAGAUUUAACCUCUCACUCUUAUCCACAUCUAGAUGCUUGCAGUUUAUGGGCUUGAGCAGCAAGUUGGUUUUAUUUUUUUUCCUUUGUCUCACCUAGGAGAGAAAAUUAUUAAUGUCAUCUGCUAUAAUCAAAAUAUUUCCAUCAUAAAUGGUAGUAGGUUUGGUAGCUUUAGAGCACCUGCACAAAGAUGUAACUUCAGUCCAGCCAUACAUACGAGGCCUCAAGCACCUCCAAGUCACACACAAAAAAUAAAUUCUAAGAAUUUUCUUCAUUCUGCUAAAGAGAAAUGAGUACAUAUUUUUCUUCUCUAUUUUGAGGCCCACUUCUAUUCUUUGCAGUGUGAUGUUAAUUGAAAAGACAGUUGAUGCUUUCUUGCAGCCAGGCUUCUGGAAGGUUCUGAAUCACUGAUCACUGCAGCACACGCAGCCUUGUAGCCCUUGGCUUGUGGCUGAAGCAUUCCCUUUUACAGCCAUCAGCCACAGACCAUUGCCUGGUAAUCAUGGAGUUGGACCUGCAGAUUCCCUCCUUGGGAGUGGUUAAGUAGGCAUAAUUUGUGGAAUCUCUUCCAUUUUAUACUGUGUGUCUGGUAUGCAUUUGGGGAUUGGGCUCUGUGCCUUCCCCUCCAGCACCAAGGGGUCCAGAUUGUACUGUUAUUUUUUAAUUUUGAUUGGCACUAAUGCAGUUCUUACCAAAGACAGCUUUGUUUGUACUCUGUUGAAGCAGAGAUAUUAAUGCAGAUUAUGUUGAUAUGGACCCUUAUCAUAACUUGCUUAAUCUUUUUAAAUAGUAUUUUUGACAUGUCAAAGUUGUGAGGCUGAUGAUGGGGGAAGAGGGAAAUGCUCACCUGGACAGAGAUUCAGAGGAAGCUUUGGUCACCUGUGCUUCAGAGCAAGGACACUACUGCCUGUUCAGUUUCUUCCUCAAAAUAGUUGAGUUCACCUCAUUAUCCUAGGUAAACACUUUGUUUAUCCUGUUUUCCUUUGACUUGCUGCAAGGACAGGGUAAGAAGCAAGCCCACUCACUGCCCGAGGCACUGGGGAGUGCUGGUCAGCAGAGCCCAGCCCAGCUCUGAAGAGCAGAGAUGGGAAAACGCAUUGGAGCAGGCUCAGAGAUGGCAGGAGGAGACCCUGAGUGUUUGGGGGCUGUAGUUUGGCUGGGCUUGCUGAAACCAAGGUGUUCAGGAUGCUCAUAAGUGUGCAAUUCCAGAUACUGAAACUCAGGUGGGAAAAAUGUUUCAUAUUUGUCAAUUCCCAAAACUCAGCUGGAGCAAUAAAAAUGCAGAUCUGUUUAUGGUCUGCUAAAGGCAAUGCUCAGGAAAGCCAGGGCUUCAUUUUUCUGAAUUGCCCAAAUAGGCAAGUAGCUGUGGGCUUCUUUCUUACCAUUGAAGUUGGCAAAACCCAGUGCAAGAGCAUUCAGAAUCUCACAAGACUCGAUCACUGUGAAGCACAACGAAUAUUUUCAUCUGAAUGUAGUCUCAUGUACACAAGAAAUUACAAAUGAAUCGAUUUGUUGUGCCCAAUUAAGAAAAUCUGAGCACCAUAUACUCAGAAAAGGAGCCUACAGGGUAAGAUGAGAUUCCUAAACAGCAGCCUGCUAUCUAGUUGGGGGCCAAGCAGUGCUUUGGAUUCUGUAAAAUACGUUUAGUACACAAGUUUCUUCAGUAUGGAAUUAUUUCAGAUGGCAUUAAUUAAAAUUGAUGAUGAUUGUGUUGGCACUGUGAGCAUUGCCACAAACCAGCUGUGACUGUGUUCUGCUCUCUGCCUUUGUGUCAUACACAAGUUCAUGAUAAUGUUACUGUCCAAGAACUGUAAGCUAUUUGCAGGAAUAUUCCUUUUUUUUUUUCUACUGUAGAGAUCCAGUCAAUGCUGAUAAUGUUUAUGUGUGCACAUCUGUAUGUGAAUUAUUUUGUAAUCAUUCUCUGAUAGUGCUGUUACAAGUGAUGCACAUAAAGGCUCUGUGUACAGCUUGUUAAUAGUGUAAUUAGGGCUUAGUUUGUAUGAUUAGCUCCAAAGAAAAUAAUGUGCAUUAAUUUUGAAAAUACUUGUGCCUUGAAUUCACCUAUAUUUUUAUCUAUUGUGAAAAAGAGCUUGGAUUACUCCUCCCAGUUUACCUUUAUUAUGAUUGGUCUUACUGUCCAGACUGUUAAUGUCCUCCUAGGAGAAAUAAAUCUUGCCAUUCAUUAGUUAGAAGAGUUAAACUUCUUGUUUAUAACAUGCCUAGAAUGCUUCCAUUAUUACAGUGCUAUGGCAGAUUUAAUCUAGGAAAAUCAGUAUUUGGUUUUUUUCUAUUUUUGUUUCCAGCACGCCUCAGUGACAAAGGACUGAGUUUAGUCUUUGAUUUCCUGUCCUUAACAUGUAUGUUUUCUUGUAUUAGUCAGUAGCCUCUGUGAUAUUUCUGAACUCUCUGAAGUCAUCAACCUCUUGUUCAAGUUACAGAAUAUGAAGCAAUAAUGUGGUGCAGCAUGGCAAUAAGCAAAUCAAGAGAUUUGAAUGUAAUGUACUGUUACUAAUUCCAUCUGUGCAAAUGCUGGACCUGAGUCAUUCUCCUUUUGGUGCACCUGAAGCACUUUGGAGUCGGAUUCAUAGGAACUACUUGGCCAUGGAGAGUUUACCUCCUGAACUGUUACUCAUAUUUUCGCCUGAAAUCAUAUUUUGAUUUUCCUUCUUUUGCUGAGGAAAACAGCAGUUUUUAUUAUUCUUUGCCAGUUCCUUUAUUUGCUGAAACACAAAAGCUGUAGUUCCAUGGAGAGCUGAUCUUGCCCUCAAGAACAGCCUGGUGCAGCACAAAUGACAUUUGAACAGGAAAGCUCAGACCACUUACUGUGUGCCAGAGUCAAUGUAACAGAUCUCACAUAUAACAUCAAGGUCUUCAGAUUGUGCUGACAGUAGAAAAAUGAUUUUGUAAUGUAGCACAAUUGCAAUAACACCUGUUAUAUUUAAAUAUACUUCUUGCAUAAUUCUUUAAAGUUUUUUAAAGUUCAGUGUAUCUAAUAAACAUUUGCCUUUUGAAUAGUU